Molecule: messenger RNA, 776 nt
Organism: Tetranychus urticae (two-spotted spider mite)
Lineage: Eukaryota; Metazoa; Arthropoda; Arachnida; Trombidiformes; Tetranychidae
Product: adult-specific rigid cuticular protein 15.5-like
Cellular component (GO): chitin-based extracellular matrix
Molecular function (GO): structural constituent of chitin-based larval cuticle
Source: RefSeq, a predicted model, not a curated record
CACUUUUACUUUUGGUAUAAAAGGCUCAUUUCAUUUUUAUCUCAAAAUCAUUCACAAUCAGUUCAAACAUUAUUCAACAUCUAAAAAACCAACAAAAAACCAACUCAACUCUCAUCAUGAAGGUCAUUGUCUUCCUCGCUCUCUGCGGAAUCGCCUCAGCUGGUAUCAUCGCCGCUCCAGCAGCCAUCGUCAGCACUGGUUCAUCAUCACAAACCCGAAGCCAAGAUGGUCUUGGAAACUAUGCUUUCGCAUACAAUGAAAACCACGCAACUGGAGGUUCAUCCCGAAGUGAAUCUGGAAAUGCUCUUGGACAAGUUGUUGGAUCAUACUCACUUGGUGUUGUUGACGGAAGACAACGAGUUGUUAACUAUGUAGCUGACGCUCUCGGUUUCCGAGCUGCCAUCAGCACCAACGAACCAGGAACUGCCCCUAAACCAGCUGCAUCAACCAGCAUCUCAUCACCAGGAGUCAUUGCUGCCGCCCCAGUCGCUGCCCCAGUCGUUGCUGCUGCUGCUCCAGUUGUUGCUGCUGCCCCAGCACCAGCAUACUAUGCUGCACCAGCCCCCAUCCACGCUGCACCACUUGGUGCAUACUACUCAUCAGUUGUUAACCACGGAUACCCUGCCCCAGCUUAUGCCGCUAAAGUUGUUGCUGCUCCAGCUUAUGCUGCACCAGCUCUCUGGUAAUUCAUUAAUUAAUUGUUUAACUAAUUAUGAAUUGAUGAUGUUAUAAAAUACAAACUGCCAAAUAAUAAUAAUGUCAAUUUUCAAUGUAAA